Callorhinchus milii (elephant shark) is the source of this 2145-nucleotide messenger RNA. RefSeq names its product E3 ubiquitin/ISG15 ligase TRIM25-like. Gene Ontology annotation, molecular function: zinc ion binding; protein binding. The transcript has a single exon. The coding region runs from base 1 to 1683 and encodes 560 amino acids. The record is from RefSeq and is a predicted model, not a curated record. Lineage: Eukaryota; Metazoa; Chordata; Chondrichthyes; Chimaeriformes; Callorhinchidae.
AUGGCCGCAGUGUCACAGCAGGCUAUUUUUGAGGAAGGGCUCCUCUGCGCCAUCUGUUUGGAAUUGUUCACGGAUCCUGUGACAAUUCCCUGCGGGCAUAAUUUCUGCCUGGAAUGCAUAAAGCGGUAUUGGGACAAGGAAGCCAGCGCCGGUGUUUCCAGCUGCUGUCCCAAGUGCCGGGCUAUUUUUCCUGAGAGGCCCCAGCUUAGCAAGAACACGGUUUUGUGUGACCUUGUGAGGAACGGUCGACCGUCAGAAAGGCACGCGCUCCCCGAGUCUGAUUGCCACCCGGUGAGCGUCGCGUGCGACUUCUGCGUCGACCAGGAGUUCAAGGCCGUCAAGUCGUGUUCCGUGUGCGCAGCGUCGUUUUGCCAAAUCCACGUAAAACCUCAUCAGACAUUAGCCGAGCUACUGCACCAUCCGUUGACGGAUCUGGUGAAAGGUAACGGAAGCCGACAGUGCGAAAGGCACGACAGGCUGCUGGAGCUGUUCUGCAGGACAGACCAGACCUUCAUCUGCUGCAUGUGUGCCAUCCGCGAACACAGAUACCACGUCCUGGUGACUGUACAGGAGGAGAGGGCCGAACAAGACCGAUGGCUCUUGGCUAAACGGGCGGAAUUGGAGAAAGUCAUCCAAGCGACCGACGCUGACAUUCGGGACUUGACGCAGCAAACCGACAGGAUUCCGGUCUCCGCUGUCAAGGUGAACAAGGUCAUCGCUGGCAGAUUCUCUGAACUGGCGCGGGCUGUGGAAGAGGCGCAGGAGAGAGUGGCCACGUUCAUUGCCAGAGAGGAGCAAGCCGCUUUGCGGAAGACCAGGCAAGCCAUCGGCGAGAGGAAGCGACGCUCGGCUGAGCUCGCGAGGAGGAAGGAUGAGAUGGAAGAACUCUCGCAGAACGUGGACGACGUGAGUUUCCUCCAGGCGCUCAAGAUCUUCAGCAGUGAAAGGGAAACGGCUUCAGCUCGGUCCAACUGCGAGGUUCACCUGAGCUUUGCUGGCGUUAAUCGAGUGGUGGCUGAUCUGAAGGAGCGUCUGCGGAGGAAAUGCGACGAAAUCUCGGGGAGCUUGACCGGGGAGGUGGCUGAGCUGAGGAGCUACUGGCCGUUGCCGACGGAGCUAGGGAGGAACCGUAGCAAUUUCCUGGCCUGCGCUCGCCAGCUCACGUUCGACUCGAAGACGACGCACAAGCACCUCUCCCUGUCAAAGGAGAACCGCAAGGUGCUGAACAUCUGGCCGAAGGAAGCUUUCUACGUCAACCACACGGAGAGGUUUGACUCCUGCUGGCAAGUGCUGUGCAUGGAACAUUUCGAAAGAGGCGCCCACUACUGGGAGGUGGAAAUCAGCGAAGGGAGCCUGGCGGGCGUUACGUAUAAAUCGAUACCAAGGAAAGGAACGGACAGCGUUUGCUUCAUCGGAAAGAACAGCCUCUCCUGGGGCUUGCAGUCGUUCAGUGACCAUUGCUUAGCGUGGCACAAUGGGACCCAAGUUAAAAUAAAACCGUCGAAACACGAAAGACUAGGAGUGCACCUGGACUAUUCUGCCGGCCAGCUAUCAUUCUACGGGAUCAACCACACAAUGACCCUAAUACAUCAAUUCCAGGCUGUGUUCACGGAGCCAUUGUACCCAGCUUUCCGACUCAUAAAAGCGGAGUCAUUUUGUUGCAUAUCUCCGAUUGACCCUUAAGGUUUUUACGGUGAUAACGAAGAGGUUCUUUGUUUAUUCAGACGCUGCAAAAAAAAUCGUACGGUACUGGGUAGGACUUUCCUUUGCUUUUGUUUCACUCUCUAAAUUUCUAUCAGUGAUUAUCGACUGUUAACUUUAAACGGGAGCCCAGUUCCAUGCUGAGCUGGUUCUGAAGCCAUUUGUCAACUUGGCUCAGCUGGCAACACUCUCGCUGUGAAGUCAGAAGAUUGUGGGUUCAAGCCCCAACUCAGAAUUCAACGGCUACGCUGGCCCUGCGAUACAGUGCUGCACUUGUGAUGCAUUGUUGGAGGUGGCAUCCUUGGGAAUGGGCAAACCCUUCAUUUUUAAUUUCAUUUUAAAAAAAUCCAUUAAUGAUUGAAAGCUGUUUUGGAAGCAGCAUUCGCUUUGGAAAGGAAAUGUUAAUUUUGUUUGAAAAAAUAAAAUAAAACUGCGUUUUCUUUU